CUGUGUGGCGUCUGUGAAAGCGUCCCGCCGGGAUUCCUUCCUCUCGUUUACCGCAACGGUUACAGACCGACCUGCAAAUAUACGGAAAGGAAAGGAAAUUAUGACAGCUGCGCUCGUCAUGGAAAACGUUAACUGGGAUCCCGCAUUAUCAAAACUUCUCAAUUCUCUGAGGGAAAACAAAUCAGAAAUACCAAGCUGUACCGAAGAAGAAUUCGGUUUCCUCAGCGAGUUGUUACAGUCGAAGGAGUUGAAUGCUUUGGUAACUGUUCACAAUAAGAUCUUAAACAAUAUCAAGGACGAUAAGUUCUUUCCGGUGAAAUCAAACUCGAUGGACAUUGAUAUCGAAGUGCUCGACUUAUUGUCCACGAAAACUCACAUCUCGGAAGAGUAUAAAGAACUUUUUCAUCUUUUGCAAAAGCCACAUAUGCAGGGUCUACUCUGUGCACAUGAUGCCGUUGCCCAAAAGGAUUAUUAUCCCAGAUUACCUGAGAUUCCAUUGGAAGUGGACGAGGAUGAAGAGACAGUGAAGAUCGUACAAUUGGUCAAGUCGAACGAGCCCCUGUGCGGCGCCGGGGUCGAACCGAUCGUGGGGGCGACCAUAAAGACCUGCGAGGUCACUGGGAAGAUCGUGAUCGCACGAAUAAUGCAUGGUGGUGCAGCCGACAGAUCUGGCCUUAUUCAUGUUGGAGAUGAAGUCUGCGAGGUGAAUGGUAUCAGCGUUGAAGGGAAGACACCAAAUUGCGUCCUUAAAAUCCUGCAAAAUUCGGAAGGUACGAUAACUUUUAAGAUCGUACCGGCGGACAGCAAAGGUGGAAUCAGAGAAAGCAAGGUACGAGUGAGAGCACACUUUUCAUAUAAGGCAUCGGAAGAUCCUUAUAUACCGUGCAAGGAAGCAGGAUUAGAUUUCGUCAAAGGUGACGUCUUGCACAUCGUUAGCCAGGACGAUGCGUAUUGGUGGCAAGCCAGAAGAGAAGGUGAUCGAAACAUGAGAGCGGGUUUGAUCCCCAGUAGAGCACUUCAGGAACGUAGGAUCAUUCUCGAGAGACAACAGAAGGAUAAAACCGACGAUGACAAUAUAAGCUUGUGUUCUGUUCCAGUGCCUUUGCCUGCAUUGUGCCCCCGUCCCAGUACCUCUUUGCACGCCUCGCCUACAAAGUGCAACUUGCAGGGAAUAAAAACUAAAAAAAUCAUGUAUGACGCUGCAGAAAACGACGACUUCGACCGAGAAGAGGUACCGACCUACGAAGAGGUCGCCAAGCUAUAUCCAAGGCCGGGUCUCUACAGACCCGUUGUUCUUAUUGGACCACCUGGUGUCGGCAGAAACGAACUCAAGAGGAGGCUGAUGGUUACCGAUCCUGACAAGUACAAGACUCCUGUGCCCUACACCUCGAGACCACCGAGACCAGGUGAGAUCGAUGGGAAAGAGUAUCAUUUCGUUACUCGUGAAAAAAUGGAAGAAGAUAUUGACACUAGCAAAUUCAUCGAGUUCGGAGAAUACAAAGGGAAUCUUUAUGGAACUAGCGCGGAAAGCGUAAGCUCGCUGAUCAAUGCAGGAUACGUAUGCCUGUUAAAUCCUCAUUACCAGGCACUUAAAAUGCUUAGAACGCCACAGUCAAAGCCAUACGUGAUUUAUAUCAAACCACCUAGAUUCGAGAUACUAAAGGAGACCAGGAAUGAGAACAGAGCUAGGUCAACCUUCGACGAGAGCAACUCACGAGGCUUCACGGACGAGGAAUUUAACGAGAUCCUACACAGUGCGGCUAGGAUAGAAUUCCUCUAUUCUCAUCUGUUCGAUGAAGUCAUCGUCAACGCUGAUCUCUCGAUAGCUUUUGAACAAUUAAUCAACGCUGUUCACAGAGUCGAAUCAGAACCACUUUGGGUUCCAGCUUCUUGGGUGCAAUGAAUCCUAUUAUCUCGUAUCAUGCCGAGUCUAAUCUACACGUACGGGAUAUACGGAAACUAAGAUAACGCGGGCAAAAACAGAAAGAAAAGAGAGAAAGAGAGAGAGAGAGAAAGAGAGAAAGAGAAAGAGAGAGAGAGAGAGAAACAAAAAAAAUAACAAAAAAAAAACAAGAAAAAGAAAGAAAGAAAAAAAACGUGCUUAUUAUCAUUAAGUAAGAGAAAGGCUGAGUUGCUUUUCCUCUCGAGAAACGAAACGACGUUAAUAAUACUUCUAACUUUUAGACUCUCCUUAAUAUCCCAGCCGCCGUAGUUUGUUUGAUUACAAAGAAAACAAAGCCUAAAAAGAAAGUAAAAAAAAAAAAAAAGAAAGAAAAAAAAAUAUCUGUGAAUUUAAAAAAGAGCAAACGAAAGAAAAAUAAAAAAAAAAUUAAAAAAAAAAGAAAGAAAGAAAAAAUUAAAAAAAGACAAAAAUAAAAUUAAAAAAAAAAAAAGGGAAAACAAAAACAAGAAAGUUUAUUCUGUCGAUGUUUCAUUAUCGAAGAAAUUAUCCGAAUGACGAUUUUGAAGUUUUGACCGAAAGAAAUCCUUUCAUUAUGCUUCCUAAAUAAAAUACAAGAACGGUCGUUUUAUAUAUGUAUAUCUCUUGGAAUACUCUUCUCGAUUUCUCGAUUCUUUUCUCGUAGAGGAAAAUACUGGCCGAAAAAAUGGCGAAUAGCGAAUUGCGAAUGGCUGUUUUUCACGUCGACUUCCUACGACGUUUCGAAGUUAAAAUUUACAAUUUAGAAUGUUACAAGCCUUUGUACCCGUAGUUACAAAAAAUUUGGUACGUCGAUAAGUUUGUGAACCAUUAUCGAUUAAAUCGAAUUAUAUAUAUAUAUAUAUAUAUAUAUAUAUAUAUAUAUAUAUAUAUAUAUACAUAUACAUAUAUACAUAUAUAUGUAUGUAUACGAAUACUUAUGUGUAUAUAUAUAUAUAUAUAUAUAUAUAUAUAUAUAUAUAUAUAUAUAAAGGGGAGAAAAACACAGACACAUGCAAAAAAAAUCACACACAUACAGAACACACAAAUUUUCUAUGCCUGCGCGGAGAACACGCACACGAACGUUCUCUUCGUUUCGAUCAAACGUAAAUAAUGCGAGUAAGAGAGAUAGAGAAAGAAAGAUAUGUGUAUAUAUAUAUAUAUACAUGUAUGUAUAUGUAUAUAUGUAUAUAUAUGAAGAGAAAGAGAGAGGGGGGAGAGAGAGAGAGAGAGAGAAGUAGUAGAAAAAAAAGGAAUAUUGAAAAGAGAGAAAAUGAAAAAAAAAAAGUAGCAGAAAAAAAAUUUACGAAGCAAGUGGGAUGGAAUCGAACGAUCGAAGGUCGAAUAAUUUUUCUCAGGUAUGCUCGAAUCGAUUCGAAGUCGUUCGCCAACCCUAGUUUUUAUUUUUUAAUUCGAUAAUAUUAUAAGAAGGAAAGAGACAAAAAAGGAGAUAAAAAAAUCUACAAAAAAAAGAAAAAAACAAAAACAAAACAAACUACGCAUAGAAUUAGCGCCCUAACUGCCAAAGAGACUUUCGUCGUUCAACGGAUUACGACUAACCUCUUUUUCGUAAGCACCGAGUCGAACGUGUUGAUUGAUUCGAAUAUGGUCGAUGUUCGUCGUAUUAAUUAAUAGGACGACGGGUAGAGACGCAUUAUUUUUCUCCUCGAUUACGUCUUAUUAUUAUUAUUAUCGUUGUUGUUAUUAUUACUAUUAUUAUUAUUAUUAUUAUUAUUCGGUUGGCGGUUUACCGCUUCAAUUUUUCAAUUGAGAAAGAAAGAGAGAGAGAGAAAGAGAGAGAGAAAGAGAGAGAAAUAGAGAAUAUGUGUAUGUAUGUGUGUGUGUGUGUGUGUGGUGUGUGAGAAAGAAAGAGAGAGAGAGAAAGAGAUAGAGAGCAAUCGCAAAAAACUAUUCGUACAUAUAUAAGUCGCGAUAACUCUCGAUUUAAUGUGCUCUACCACAAAUGAAAAAUUCGAAUUAUUCGUGUGUAUGUAUAUAUAUAUAUAUAUAUUUGUCCGUUUAUAUACGCUGAACAAAAUUUUGCGAUUGGACGAAAUCUAAGGAAGUUUAUCGAGAAACAUUUGCAUCUCGACGAAUCAGCUACGAGUAAAUUCAUGUAACGGUCUUUUUUUUUUCUUUAUUUUUUUUUUUAUCAUAUUUAUAGAAUAGCGAUCAUUCGUAAUCGAAAUCAUAUCUAGUGAAAAAUCGUUAUUGUGAAUAGUAGUAGUAUAAUUAAAAGUAAUUGAUUUAUUCAUACCUGAAUUUUGAAGAAUACAAUCGUCGAUAUACAAAUAUUUUGGAAUAGGUUAUGUCGAACAAUAUCACUCUGAUCGUCGAUCUUCAACUCGUUAAUAUAGACGCGAUCGUUUCUGAUUUGUAAAUAACGUAUUUCUAUGUCAUGAAUAUAGCUGCGAAUUACAGUGAUGUAUGCAUUUCUAUUGGUCAAUCGUAAACGAUCCAUUAUAACAACUUUUUACUAGAUAUAAUUUUGAAUAUAAACGAUCGCUAAUCUAUAAAUAUACAAAAAGAUAUUUAUCAAGAUAAUAGAAAUGUAAAAGAAUGUAGAAACUAUUUCGAAUUUGCUAUCUCCAAAAUUGUUUUCAAUGCAUUUUGUAAGCGUCGCAAGCUCGAAUACGAAUUUCACUUAUUAAAUUCUAUUAUAAUUUCAAUCAAUCGCGAGAUAUUUAUUCACUAUUUACAUCUAUGAACGAAUACCUUGUAUAUAUAAAUAUACACGAAUUAUAUACGUAUAUAUAUGUGUAUAUAUAUAUAUACAUACACAACACACGAAUAUAUAAUUCUCGUUUUUUCUUCAUUAUGAAUCCAUCGAAUGUUACCUUCUUACUUCCAUAGGACGUGCGAAUAUUUCUUGCAUAGACGCGCGAUUUCUCAUGUAAAUAUAUAUAUAUAUACAUAUUUAUUUAUAUAUAUAUAUAUUUACAAAAAAAUAUAUAUAUUUACUUAUGUACUUACUUACGUUAACCUCUACCCCCAUUGAACGCGCGAGAAUUCCCUUCGACGAGAUACAAUGUAUCACGUGACUCGAACGUUAUUUCGGGAAAGAUGGAGCCAAUCAGAGACAGAGAUAAAAAGAGAGAGAAAGAGAGAGAGAGAGAGAGAGAGAGAGAGAGAGAGAAAGAAAGAGAGAGAACUAUUGAAAAAUAGAUAGAAAGAAAGAAAGAGGAAGAGAGACAGAGAACUCUCGCAUGCCUUGGGAUCAACGAUUUCUGGAUGGUACCGUUUUUCUUCGCAAAUUUUAAAAAGUACGAUAUAUCAAUUCUUGGAGAAACCGUUUUCUCAUGAACGGUUAUUUGACAGGGAAAAAAAAUAAAAAAGAAGAAGAAGAAGAAAUAAAUCAAUCAAUAACAAAAAUGAAAGAAAAAAGAAAAAAGACAAUGCUAAUAAUGAUAAUGAUAAUGAUGAUUAUGAUGAUUAUGAUGAUGAUGAUGAUGAUGAUAAUGAUAUUAAAAAAAAGAAAAAAAGGAAAUAAAAAACGCAUGUAUAAUUUAAGAACGGCCACCAUUGCGUACAAUCCUUGAUCCUGUUUGUUGUUAUAAUUGUUGCCAAAUAAAUAAUCUACUUAGAAUCUGCGACGUUAAUGAAAGAAAAUGUCGCCCCCUCGCAAUUAUCGUAUUUUCCAAUCGGUCGGCAUUUACCAUAACGUUGCUAUUUUUUCCAUGAUAAAAAAAGAAGAUGAACGAGAUGCGCAGCGCGAGAGAGAGGGAGAGAGAGAGAGAGAGAGAGAGAGAGAGAGGGAGAUAGAGAAGACGAACUUGCGCCUAUCGAGACUGCGCUGUAAUUGAAUUGACAUUCUCGAUGUAAACUCUGUAUGUUAUCGAAAUAUAGCAUUACACUUUUAAGUAUA
Vespula vulgaris is the source of this 5783-nucleotide messenger RNA. RefSeq names its product MAGUK p55 subfamily member 7 (gene metro). The record is from RefSeq and is a predicted model, not a curated record. The transcript has 11 exons. Gene Ontology annotation, molecular function: protein binding. Lineage: Eukaryota; Metazoa; Arthropoda; Insecta; Hymenoptera; Vespidae. Gene Ontology annotation, cellular component: plasma membrane; cell-cell junction. The coding region runs from base 101 to 1903 and encodes 600 amino acids.